Paramuricea clavata is the source of this 6543-nucleotide messenger RNA. NCBI's taxonomy places the organism in Eukaryota, Metazoa, Cnidaria, Anthozoa, Malacalcyonacea, Plexauridae. The record is from the annotation of a GenBank genome assembly.
CGAGAAGCUGCGAAUGGAAGAUCGGAGGCAACUCGUGCGAUCUUCGUAAUGUUGAUGUCAUGCCGCUCGGACGGGUGGGCGCUGCAAGCGAAACUUUGCAAAAUGGAGUCGAUUCGAACGCUGCAUUUUCCUUGAUGGCCGCGUCUGUAAAACCGAACGCAUCUCACGAUGUCAAAAACCGUUUCGCUACAAAAGAAGGGACGUAUACGUUGAUGAACUUGUCUGAAUAUUGUAGACCAAACAGACUUCCCUAUACCGUACAACAUCCCUUUCCCGUAAGAAUAUCGUUUGUCACUUUGAAGGAGAAAGACUGCAGCACUGACCGAAUUGCUUUUAAUGUUGGUAAAGAAUUGUAUGUUUAUGUCUAUAAAGGUGUCAAAAAGGUAGGUUUAAAACCUAGGAAGGCUCAUACUUCUUCGGCAGUCGAUAUAGUUUUGUGAUUAACUCGUAUUACAACAGAAAUAUGAACCUUUCAAGUUUGGCAAAAUUUUAGUUGAAAAUUAUUUAAGUGAGUUCUGCUUGACAUGAGCGAAUUUCUACGUUUGUUGUAACAUUUUAAAGCUGAGAUUUUGUCAAAUCGAAUAAAAGCGGAAUGGAAAUGUCAAAUAGCGAAAUUUCUUUACUUGUCAAAGCCAUCUGCUUACUUUUUCAAUGUUUAUUCGAUAAUUGUCAAUCGUUGGAAACAAUUCUUUUCCAAAUAUCAAAACAAAGCAAUAUAUGCGAAUAUAUUUUCUCAGUUAGGCAAGAGCACAGAUGAAUUAAGUUUUAACCUUAUAUUUUUGUAUUUAAAAGUUAGAAUUAUGGUAAAUAAUUUUAUAUUCACAAAUUUAACAACCUUGGAAAAUGUUGAAUUGUUAGCUAAAUACUCCUUACCAGCAAAAAACACUCUCUGAUUCGAUGUCACUUAUAUUUAUGUCGUAUUGAUAGUACAAUUCCUUUUUAGUAGCAUUUAGUAUAGCCUGUCAGUGCAUUAGUUGCCGUCUGAAAUUGGGUGGAAAUGGUUUUAUUGUUUUAAUUGUUUAUCGACUGUUUGCAGUAGAUGACUUCCUUCCUAAUAUUUGUUGAAUGAGACAUUUACAGACGAAUGUGAGGGCAAGUGUAGUUUCUGUUUGGUUACAACUGUUGUGAUUGAGCAGUGUUAGUACCCAGGUUGUGUGAAGUAAAUACAAGUGAGAGUAAUAGGGUGGAGUAGGGAUUUCAAGGUUCAUCGCCAGUUACUUUGUUUAGUACUUCAAAUAUCAAUUCUGCUCUCCUUCCUCCACUCUAAGCUUUCAAACAAAUGUAUUUUUCUUCAACGCUAUAGACCUUAUUCAUAAAUCGUGAUUGAGGGCUCGUAUCCUAGGAUAUGGGAAAAUUGACAAGAUGUUUUUUUGCUGUCGGCUAUGGCAGCUUUUUUCGAAAAUAUUACGGCUUUUUUCGAAAAUAUUAUCUAUAAAACUGAGCUUGAAAGUUUAAGAAAAUAUAACAUGAUAUUUAAGCCAAAAGAUGCUGGAGUCAAUCGGAAAAGGAAACCUUUGACUUUGUAUUAUUGUCGUAGUUUGUAUGGCCAAAACAAACAACCUACAAAACGUCUACAACACCAAAAUCGUACGAAAUAUGAAACUAUUGUUGAAGAAAUAAGAUUACAACUCACUCAGGUAAUGCUGCCUUCAUUUUCUAAACUUGUAAGCUGCUUGCAGAAUGCCAAGCCACAGUUCAUAUUUUUUCGUACGAAUCAAUAACAUUUGAUGUUUUUUUUUGUGAUUUUUGACCUCUUGUUUUCUUUCAUAUUAAAUUAAUAUCAAAUUCAAAAAAUUUUACUUUCAUUCCAUAGUUGUCUUGAUUUUUCACAGAAUAACGUAUAUAAUGAUGUUAAAAUCUCAGUAAAAUUAUUGUUUUUCGCUUCUGGUUAAACACCAUCGCUACGUUGUCAUAUUUUCCACACAAAAAAACGGGAGAAAAACCGGUCGUUUUUAUAAUAUACUCAUUUACAGCUUUCAUUGUGUGCACAUAGUCUUUUAAGACUAUUGCCACAAGAAACAUUGAAUUGACAUGGUUGAUGUGCCGUUUAAUUAAAUUUCAAAUGAUGUGAGCCAACAGAUCACAACACUUUUGUAUAUAAAAAGGGCGCGUUAAUUGAACAAGUCACAUAUUAUUAGCACUGAUGAAGAUCUGGGCUUACGGAUUGAAAGCUUUGCAGUAAUAAAUUUAUGUGGUGUUUCCACAAACAAUAUAAGCUGUUAAAGCAGUUUUUGCUUGUUUUUCCACGUUUUUCUCUGUAUCCUAGGAUACAAGGCCUCGAUCACGAUUUAUGAAUAAAGUCUAUAGCCUGGUCAUUGGGUCGUUCCAGAGAAAAUCCACACUCCCCCCACAGAGGAAAUUUCUGCCUUCCGGAAGGGGAGGGGAGAAAAAAUUGUUUCUGAUAAUAGUAAAUGUGUUGGGACAUCCGAAGGGGUGGGGCGAUUAACUUCCAAUUUCCUCUGUGGGGGAUGGUAUGGAUGAUUUCUGGAAUGACCCAUUUUCAAAAACAACAUACUACUCAGGUUCAAAUUAGUUGAGGAAAAAUAAUGUGCUUCUUUUUUAAAAAAAAUGUGGCUCUAAAUUUUUAUAAAAUAGGCUCAUGAUUGUCUUGCUCAGUCAAACAUCUACUCAAUCAAACUGCAAUAAUUUAAUGAUUUGAAUACUUCUUAAACAUUGUUUGCCAUCUUUGAUAUACAAACCUAACACAUAACGUUAAUCAGUCAUGUGUUUAUCUGUCAUGAUGGCUAAAAUUUCACACCUUCCAGUCUUCAAACAUGCUGCUAGUGUGCAUGCAAAAGCACUUGUUUAUAAAUUGUAAGACAACAGAUUGACUUUGUAUGUUCAUUAAUUUAAUAGUCCCAGUCUGAUUUUUUUGCACAUCGUUUAGAAAAGCGAUGUGCAAUUUUCACUAUUUGGUCCAAAACGGUGUGUAAAUUGCACAUUGCACACAAUGCAUUGCACACUGUUAAUUCAAACCCUGAUACUACUACAUACUAUUUAAAAUUCUUGGUAUAUUAAAUCUUCACAUUAUCUUGUUGAAGUUGUGUUGCUAUCCAAUCAAUAUAUCCUCAUCACCUCAUAUCUAGUUAAUUUAGAUGACUCUAAAACUCCUUAAAUGUUCACAGUUAAGUAGCCUAUUGGAAUUUCUGACAAUCCCUAAAUUUUUCUGUUCCUUUUUUCCAAAAACAGGCUGCAGAUUUGAAUAAACAUCUUGACAAACGAGGCUACAAAGGAACAUUUCCGACAUGUCACGACUUCAACUUACCAACAAGAAGUGUUGAAUUUCUUGAACUUAUUAUUGGAUUUUCUGCUGGACAGAUUCAACUUAUUGACCCGAUUGGACAUGAAUUGAAUAAACUAUAUAAUGAGGAAGUGAGUUGACCCAUUAAGUUACAUUGUGCCCUACUUUAUUAUAAUACUCAUGGUGCUGGUCAUUUGCCAUGUGUCUAGUUAACCAAUUAAGUUGCAUUGUACUUUUUUAUUUUAUUUAGUUUUUAAUACCAAAUGAUUUCACUUGUCAAGGGGAGGGCAAUGACGCUCAGUGGGUUAAUCUGUCUAUCUGCCCAUGUGUCUAGUUAACCCAUUAAGUUGCAUUCUCCAAUGCCCUACUUUAUUAUUUUACUCAGUCUAAUACCAGAUGAUUUUACUCAUCAAGGGGAGAGCGCUGGCACUCAAUGAGUUCUGGCAAAGGGUUUAUAGUUGCAUUUUUCACAACUGUUCCUGGUUAGAUCCAGUGAACUGUAAUAACACUUCUCUUAGAGUUCACUGGUUGGAUCUAAUAAAUGUAUAAACUUUACACUCGAGCUUUUCAUCUCCAAACACUUGUACACUUAUUUUACCCUGUCUAAUACCAGAUUAUAUCAACAAAUUGUUAGUUUUUAUUCUAUAUACACAGUCUGCUAAUGGAAUAUUUUAUUUUAGCGACAAGUAGACAAAGCAUCUGUGAAGUGCAUCAAAUGGAUCCCAGGAUCUGAGAACUUAUUCCUGGCUGCGUACGACAGCGGCAAUAUGUAUGUAUACAACAAGGAGAACCCCGCCUCCCCGGAUUCCCCCACAUUCUCCCUUCUCAAACAAGGACCAGGUUUUCAAAUCUUUGGAAACAAAACAAAGACUCUGGGGAACCCCGUUUGUAAGUGGACAAUCGGCAAGGGGAGUAUUAACGAGUUUGCUUUCUCACCCGAUUGUAAACAUCUGGCUGUUGUUAGCCAAGACGGCUAUCUGCGAAUCUUUGAUUUUGAUGGGCAAUCGUUAAAUGGAAUAAUGCGAAGCUACUUUGGUGGAUUGCUAUGUGUAUGCUGGAGCCCAGAUGGGAAGUAUGUCGUCACGGGCGGCGAGGACGAUUUGAUAACGGUGUUCUCGUUUUAUGAGAACCGUGUUAUUGCCAGGGGGGUUGGACAUCAGUCUUGGGUAGGGAUGGUACGAUUUGACCCCUACCUAACAAGCGUCAGUGGUGGUGGUACGUUGGAUGAUAGCGAUGAUGAAGGGACGGAACAGGAUAUCCGAAACUCUACUUAUAGCGAACGACAUAGUACCGUUGAUAUGGAUAGACCUAAUGCGUCUUACAGAUUUGGCUCAGUCGGCCAAGACACAAUGUUGUUACUAUGGGACCUUACUGAAGACGUCCUUAAACCAAUAAAGCCAAGAACUCGAAGUUUACGGACACAAAGUUCACACUUGGGCAACAAUGUCCCUAAUGGACCUUCCAAAGAAGUGAAUCAUAUUAGAAACUAUAUAACCACACACAAUUUAAGUUCGUCAGUUGAACAGUUAUUAGACCUGGAUGAUAAAUCAUUUGGGUCAGUUAUUUGUCCCGUAUUUGACGAUGUUCCGCAGUUGGAGCCGCUGGUUGCAAAGAAAAUCUCAAUGGAGAGACUUUGUGGGUUAGAGUUCCGAGAGGAUUGUUUGAUCGUUGCCUGCCAGGAGGGUUAUAUCAGUACUUGGGCAAGACCUGGCAAAGCUGUAAGUUGGAAUGUAAACCUCUACAAAUAUGUUCAUUAACAAUGCCCUUGACUUACCUAGACAAUGUUUUCAAUGUGAAAUGCUUCAAAAACAACUCAUCAGUAUUCUUUAUAUACCUAAGAACAGUGUUUUAUCAGAUGUAAAGUUACUACAUGUAACAUGUUGGCAACUGAACUAAAUUUAAUAUAAUAAUAAUUUUUAUUGAGGAAACUUUUUCAUAUUACAUGAUUUUCAAAACUUGUACUGGAUAGGUUUAUCAGUUCUAAAGUGUUUCCCCUGGAGGUCCAUCUGGAGGUCCAUCCUCUAGUAACCCCUUAUUGCUCCAGUGUUACUGCAGGGGGGGGGGGAUAUCAGAGUACUCAGAGAAAACUCUACCUGUGGUAUUUGGUAAAGCCAAACUGGAGAAAAACAUGAUCAGCCAAUUGCAUGAAUCAAACCCCAACAGUUCUUGACAACCAGGGCCAUACACCGGAUUUUUCCAGGGAGGAGUGUAUUAUGGCAAUAAUACCUAUAAUACCUUUCUCGGGGAGUGGUGGGAGACUUGCCCCCCCCCCCCCCACUGUGUAAGGUGGCAACUAUUCUGGUUUAGUUACAUCAACAGCAACAUUUUUGAACUGUAAUCAAAAUAUUGCUUUUUUCUCUUUUGUAGACAAGCCCUGGGACGGUGGUUUAACAAUCACUAUUCAUGACUGAUCAGAAAUGAAUUCAAUUUCAUGUACUUGUUGUAUAAUAAAUUAUAGUUAGUCAAAAUAUCAUUUGAAAUUUGAGUUUCUUUGCUGGCGUUCGCGACUCAAUAAUUUGCGGAACUAAUAGAUUGCCGAAACAUGGUAUUAUACGCGUAGCUUCAACUUUAUUAGGGAGCUUUAAAAGCAAGCGACGUUCUUGUCAACAAGGACAUCAAAUUGCCGAGGGGGGACUGGAAUAAAAACUCUGCUUGUGUCAGUUUGUGGUAAUCUUCGACACACAUGACAAAACAUAAGAUUUUUAAAGUUUUUUGCUUCUUUACACGAGCGCUAAGAUGCAAAAUGCCGCCAAAAUGAGUUACACCAAUUUUUGGGUGACGUUCGUGAUGGCAAAAACGUCACUUGCUCGAGCUCACUAAUGGGUUUUUUGUGCAAUGGUACAAUUCAGAAACUGUGGAAAUGAACUAAUGCCUUGCUUAAGGCUUAUUUUCCACUAUAUGACUAUGUGAAUGUUUUGAAUGUGGUGAAAAUCAAUUUUCUUUAAUUCACUAAAGAAAGGCGAGCAAAACCCAGCGUGGUGCAGAUGGAGGUCGACCAGUGUUGUCAGAGUGAGAAAACCAUUCUUUUCAUUGUGAAAACCAUUCUUUUCAUUGUAUGUAGUGCUCUUGUAUUUGGAGGCAAAUAAAACGAACUACGAUGUAUAGUGGCGAAGCUAGCCAUGCCGACUGGUCAUCGAAAUAGGUUAACGACUAGCUUUGUCACUGUGUAAAGUAUAAGUGUCAACCACUGAUGGAUGAUGUCAACAUUUCUGAAAUUGGCCAUCUCUGCUGCCCCGCAACCAGCUUGCCAAUGACGUCAAAUUUGACAAUAAGAAACUUGUGUAAAAAUAUGAAAAGAUUAA